GUCUCUCUAGUCUCAUUAAUUUCCCUCUCUCUGCUCUCUCUCAUGUGGAGUUCAUCUUCAUCGAACAUGUCAUGAGGUUGGGGAUCGAAAGUUAAUAAGAGCUAGAGAGAGAAGAAUAAAGGGCACUCGUGUUGGAGUUGUACCUGAAACCAACCUCAUCCGCCCGCCCAUAGGAAGCCCUCGGUUGGUUUGUUAUUGCCAUUGGAGCUGGUGCCAUACCACGUGCACUUGUUGCAGAGACCUGGCCGGAUCUCAUAAAGCGAGGCUAGAAACCCUAACCCUAAAAAACAAAUGGCACCAGUAUGAAGUUAUCAAUAAAUUAUCUGAUCUCAAAACUCCAUUUAUCUGAUCUCAAAACUCCAUUUCAUAACAACCAAGAAGGCAAAGUUCCAUUUCAUAACAACCAAGAAAGGCAAUCAAUUUUGUUCUGUAAAUUUCAUGGUAGGUAUGUUUAUCGUUUAUUUAGAUCAAGCUUUUGGGUGUUGACUCUUACUUUCUCUGUUUGUGGUAUAUAUGGUUGAUUCAGAUCAAGUUUUUGGGGUUUUUAGUAUUCUCCUUUGCCCUCUAACUGAGUUUCGACAUUGAGAUUUGGUUGAGAUUCAACUGUGGGAAGAUGAUGGGCUAUGAGAACCUGGAAGUAGAAGAACCUACAAAUAAUAACAAUCUCUUUCCACCCAGAGAAGAGAUGGAAAAUCUGGUUAUUGAUGAGGGCCCAAACACGCAAACAUUCAUCUCUCACAGCGAUUACAGGAGUGUGAUGUCAUCUUUAGCUGAAACCCACCACCCAUUAGCUGGUGAUGAUCCUCUCUCUUCGAAUUCUUCCUCCAAAAGUUUUAGAAACUCAAGUUUCACGGAGGAUUCUUUCCUUGAACCCCCUGCUUAUGCAGAUGUGGUGUUCUCUCCAUUCACGGAGAAACCCAUCUCAGGAAAUGGCAAUUCAUCUCAACCUACUCAGCAUCUCUCUAAUUCUAGCUCUGAAUUCAUCACAAUUAUAGUGUCCAACCCACAAAAAGAGCAGGAAAUCUCAAAUUCUCUGGUACCUGGGGGCAACACCUACGUUACCUAUCUGAUAACAACUCGGACAAAUAUGGCAGAUUAUGGGUCCUCUGACUUUAGUGGCUCUGCUGAAUUUAGCGUAAGGAGAAGAUUCAGAGAUGUUGUUACCUUAGCUGAUCGAUUAGCUGAUUCUUAUCGUGGUUUUCUUAUACCUCCUCGCCCUGAUAAAAAUGUGGUGGAAAGUCAGGUUAUGCAAAAGCAAGAGUUUGUUGAGCAAAGAAGAUUGGCUUUGGAGAAGUAUCUAACUAAAUUAGCCAGCCAUCCAGUGAUUAAGAAAAGUGAAGAGUUGAGGGUCUUUUUACAGGUUCAGGGUAAGCUUCCCCUUCCUUCGACGACUGAUAUGGCAUCGAGAAUGCUGGAUGGGGCAGUUAAAUUGCCAAAGCAAUUGUUCGGGGAAUCUGUUAGUGCCAUUACAGCUCAAGAGGCUGUUCAACCAGCGAAAGGGGGAAGAGAUCUGCUAAGGAUUUUUAAGGAGUUGAAGCAAUCGGUGGCUAAUGAUUGGGGUGGCUCGAAGCCACCUGUGGUUGAGGAAGAUAAGGAGUUCAUGGAGAAGAAAGAAAAGUUGCGGGAUCUCGAGCAACAGUUGAGCGCUGCAUCACAGCAGGCAGAGGGGCUUGUUAAAGCCCAGCAAGACAUUGGAGAAACAAUGGGAGAAUUGGGAUUGGCUUUUAUUAAGCUUGCAAAAUUUGAGACUGAGGAAGCUGUAUACAAUUCUCAGAGAACACGAGCUGCUGAUGCCAAGCGUGUGGCUACUGCUGCUGUAAAAGCAAGUAGAUUUUAUCGGGAAGCAAAUGCACAAACUGUCAAACAUUUGGACACGCUCCAUGAAUAUCUUGGAUUAAUGCAAGCUGUCCACACUGCAUUUGCAGACAGGUCUAAUGCCCUCUUAACUGUACAAACCCUUUUAUCAGAGUUGUCGUCCUUGAGGUCCAGAGUGGAGAAACUUGAAGCUGCAUCCUCAAAAAUUUUUGGUGGCGAUAAAACUAGAAACAAAAAAAUGGAGGAAUUGAAAGAAACAAUAAGAGUUACUGAAGAGGCAAAGGACUGUGCGAUCAAGGAAUAUGAAAGAAUUAAGGAAAACAACAGAAAUGAACUUGAAAGGCUUGAUAGAGAAAGACAGAAUGAUUUCCACAACAUGUUGAAAGGGUUUGUAAUAAAUCAGGUUGGGUAUGCGGAGAAGAUUGCGAAUGUGUGGACGAAAGUUGCAGAAGAAACAAGUGAAUAUGCAAAAGAUAGUAUUUGAUUAUUGUUUUUAAGUGAGGAUGGUAUUUCAGAUUAGAAAUAUGUACAUAGGUUUAUGGUACGUCCCUUCCACUUCAGAGCCUGUACACUACCACUCGCGCGGGGUUCCUAGAGCAAAGGAAAAUAACUUGGCAGAUUUUUGAAGUAGCCUUUUAGUUAUUUCAUGAUGUGUACACAAAUCCUUUUAUGCUUGCAGCCAUUCCAUGUCCAUAUGGCCUUAUCGAUCGCAGAGAAACCUAUUAAGAUUUUCUAAAGAGUUUUUGGAUUCAAGUUAGAUUUUCUAGAGUUUUUGGAUUCAAGUUAUGUGGAAGUGUUGAAAGCUA
This is a messenger RNA of Amborella trichopoda, 2621 nucleotides long. RefSeq names its product sorting nexin 2A. The record is from RefSeq and is a predicted model, not a curated record. Lineage: Eukaryota; Viridiplantae; Streptophyta; Magnoliopsida; Amborellales; Amborellaceae. Gene Ontology annotation, molecular function: phosphatidylinositol binding.